CACUCUGCCGCAGGGAGCUGAGCCACCGCGCCACUGCCAACCGCGCCUCCCCCAGUCCCCAUGGUUACAGUUCCUGCUUCCCGGCCGUCCUUAGUCCUCUGGCUGCUGCUGCUGCUGCUGGUGGUGCUACUGCAGAAGGCGGGCACCGGUGGCUGGCAUCCACCAGCCCGGAGCUAGAAGCCGCUGCUGCUGCUGCUGAGAGUGAGCUGGAUGCCUGCUCUCCUGGACUCGACUUCCUCCCACCCCCCCAGUGCCUUUGCCAACGCCGCCCCGCACUGGCCACAGCAGGUCCAGGCUGCAGCCCUGCAAUCUGUUGAUAACUCCACUCAGAAGCUGUAGGCUUUCGUCAUGGAAAUCCGUUCUCUGGCACCCGAGACCCGCCACAUCACGCCUGAGAGAAGCAUGAGACCUGUGCCUCUCCAGCUAAUUUUACCAAAAUAGUCUUUGCAGGUGGGUCAACCUGCAGUAACUGCAGCUACUCUGUAAACCCAAUCACAGUCAUCCAGAGACAGCCUGCCCAGGAGCUCCACUGUGGCUGUUGUUUGAGACUUUGACCUUCUGGAUGGCCAUGGAGGCUGGAGGGGAGAAGGGUGCAACAUAGUGGUCUCUGCCAGCAACACCACUCCCACCGGUGCAUUCGCCUUCCUAUCUCUACAGGGCUCAUGGAUUUGAAGACUGUCCUCUCCCUUCCCCAAUACCCAGGGGAGUUCCUACACCCCGUGGUAUAUGCAUGCACUGCAGUCAUGCUGCUGUGUCUCCUCGUGUCCGUCAUAACCUAUGUCCUGCACCAAAGCACCAUUCGGAUCAGCCGGAAAGGCCGGCAUGCACUCCUGAACUUCUGCUUCCACGCAGCUCUGACCUUCACCGUGUUCGCCGGAGGCAUCAACCGCACCAAGUACCCCAUCCUGUGCCAGGCAGUGGGCAUUGCUCUCCACUAUUCCACGCUCUCUACCAUGCUGUGGAUUGGAGUCACUGCCAGGAACAUCUACAAGCAAGUGACCAAGACGGUUCCACCAUGCCCAGGUGCAGACCAGCCACCGUACCCCAAGCAGCCCCUACUCAGCUGGCAGAAAACCUUCAGGCAUGGGGAUAUCAAUUUCAUGGUGACCAUGUAUUGGCAUAUGGGGACCCAAUGGAUCAGAAAAGAGACCCUGCUCAAGCUGAGCAUCUACUACCCACUUCUCAGGGGGAUUCACAUCAGACUUCAAACCAAAGUUAUGUGAGAUGCACCAUGAAAUUACAUAUGGCCUAUGAGGCAGCCUUCUUAUGCAGGUUCUACCUCAUCAGUGGAGGAGUCCCUUUCAUCAUCUGUGGAGUCACAGCUGCCACAAACAUCAGGAAUUAUGGAACAGAGGAUGAAGAUAUGGCAUACUGCUGGAUGGCCUGGGAGCCAAGCCUCGGUGCAUUCUACGGCCCAGCAGCCUUCAUCACCCUGGUCACCUGCGUGUACUUCCUCGGUACAUAUGUGCAACUUCGGCGCCACCCUGAGCGUAGGUAUGAGCUCAGAGAGCGCACUGAGGAGCAGCAACGGCUGGCAGUUCCAGAUGGGAGCCAUCGGCAAGGGAUGCAACCUGGCACCCCACCCACCUGUGAUGCCCUGGCUGCUUCCCAGCUGCAGAAUGAACACUCUUUCAAGGCCCAGCUGAGAGCAGCUGCCUUCACACUGUUCCUGUUCACAGCCACAUGGACCUUUGGGGCUCUGGCUGUGUCCCAGGGCCACUUCCUGGACAUGGUCUUUAGCUGUCUAUAUGGCGCCUUUUGUGUGACACUGGGGCUUUUUGUACUCAUCCACCACUGCGCCAAGCGGGAGGAUGUGUGGCACUGCUGGUGGUCUUGCUGCCCAUCCCAGGGAGAGACCCCCACCACCGCUAAGCCCAGCACCCAUCCCACACUUGAUGCCAAUGGGGAUGUGCUGGGGCAUGCAGCCUGUCUACAGGACUCCCCCUGCCCCAGCAAGAUGAGGGGCUUUGGUCACCCCCCUAUGGGCCAUUGCAAGACCAACCUGCAGGCUGCCCAGGGACAUGUCAGCUGCCUGUCUCCUGCCACCCCUUGCUGUGCCAAGAUGCACUGUGAGCAGCUGAUGGAGGAGGAGGCCCACAUGCAUAUGGCUGAGGAGGAAACCUUCCCACAUGACCCUCACCUGCACAGGUGCCUCAAGGGCCGAACUAAGCCUCACUACUUCAGCCGACACCAGGCAGUUGCAGCAGAGCGAGAAUAUGCCUACCAUAUCCCCUCCAGCUUGGACGGCAGCCCUCACAGCUCACACACAGACAGUCCCCCCAGUUCACUUGAGGGUCCAAUGGGAAUGCACACACUGGCCUGUUGUGCUCAGGCGGACCCCUUCCCCAUGGUCAGCCAACCUGAGGGUGGCAACACCAGCCCUGGGCUCUAUGGCUGCCCCCGACUGUCUCCUGGCCCAGCCCACUUGGAGAUGCUGCGGAGGACACCAUCCCUGUCUUUUGGUGGUCACAGUCAGAAUGGGCUGCUCCAAGGUGAUGGUCCAGAAGGCAUGACAUUUGGCACUGAUGGGGCAGUUAACAUUCGAACUGGACCUUGGAAAAAUGAAACUACAGUGUAGGGGAGGGGCUGGAAACAUGUCACCCUUGUGUGCCAUAAUGUCCCUAGAGGAACUUCAGAGCGGAGAGGGCCCUCUACCAUGUGGAGUUUGUGGGUGGGAGAGGGAGUCACCAAAGUGACCAAGAAGUUUCAAAGUGGUUCACACCCCUCAGUUGUGACCCUUUUGUUGUGAAAGACCCCAUUGAGAGAACACUGGGCCAUGCCUGCCUACAUUGGUUCCUGGUGGGGAGGCAACUGUCCACAUGCUGUCACUGCUUUCUGUUUGUAGCACCCUCCUUUGUGCUCCUGGGAGGAGAACUAAGAGACCUUUGUGGAGGCUCCAUCCUGCCUUCGGUGUGUGUGCGCUAGGGUUUGUUCUAGGGCCACAGCAGCAGCCCUCCACAGCCCUCCACACUGGGCAGUUUCCAUAGCUCCUGCUGUCCUUAUGUUGCCUCACACCUGAAACUUCACUAGGGACCCACCUGGCACCUCUUUCUGCUCACUGCCUACACCCAUCCUGGAUGUGGCCCUGGCCUGGCAGCCUGAGGACAUCUUUGGAGCUGAGAAUGAGCCUGCUCUGGAAUCAUAAGGAGGAGCAGCAGAUGAUGGUUGUAGCCCUCAGAGAGCUGGUUACAGUCUCUGUGAGUCCAUGCCUGUGGAAGAUGCCCAGACACUCUUAAUGGAGACAUGGCUUCUAAAGCUAGGUACUAUAAGGACCAGAUUCUACUCCAAAGUGAGCAUUUAGCCAUCAAGUUUUCUGUUCCUCAAAGAGGGGUUAACCUGGGUGUACGGACAAAAUUUUCUUUUCCUUUCUUGUGUCUCCAUGGCCAUCUGGAAACAAAGCCCCACAUCAAAGGACAGAUGUUGAUGACAGUGAGCCUUUUGUGAAAAUAAGUGUGUUGUCCUUAGUGGAAGUCUCCACAGAGGUGGGAGUCCAUAUGUGCAGACAGGCCAGUUUAUGAGACUGUGCCAAGACAUUUUUCCCUUCCUUUCUCCUCCUUGUCUGUGGCUCAUGUGCCUACAUACACACACACACAUGCACAUAGCACAUGCAUGUACACACACAAACACAUGUCCCCCCCUGCACACUUACACAUGCCACGCACAUGCACAUCCACACACUUGCACACCACGUACAUCUAUGUGAACACAUGUACAAAUGUGUGUGCAUGAUUGCACACUGUCACACAUGUGCACACAUACUGCAAUACCCAUAUAUACACACGGUUGUAUACAUUGAACACACCAUGAUCAUUUGUACACAGUGUUUUCUAGUCCUUCCUACUGCAGGCAUGGGUGUCAGUGUCACUGUGACUUGCUUCAUGGGAUCAGAGCCUUGUUGAUGUUCACACCUCCUAGGAGAGGCCAUGGUCUAAUUCCUAGAAGGUUGGAGGCCACAUAUUCUGCAGUCUGGGGUGUGCAGUGCCACCUGGAGGCCAACCCUUAGUAUCUGAGUAAGGAGCCUGGCACUGAUGCGUACCAGUUCCUCAGUGACUUUGUUCCUCACUGCAGCGUGUCCACACCCUCUGCAGACCCCACAUGUCCUUCAGGUCAACAGAAGAGCAGCCAAAGACCACCAGACAGUUUGGGCUCCCUUCACUGUCCAGCCUCUCACCUGCCUUUGUAGCUGAUGUGCACAAAACCUGUCAUGCUGUGAACAUGCUGUAGAUACAGACCAUCCAGAGGAAAAUACAGUGUUUUACAUUGUU
Jaculus jaculus (lesser Egyptian jerboa) is the source of this 4265-nucleotide messenger RNA. RefSeq names its product adhesion G protein-coupled receptor A1 (gene Adgra1). The transcript is spliced from 9 exons. The coding region runs from base 731 to 2578 and encodes 615 amino acids. NCBI's taxonomy places the organism in Eukaryota, Metazoa, Chordata, Mammalia, Rodentia, Dipodidae. Gene Ontology annotation, biological process: cell surface receptor signaling pathway; G protein-coupled receptor signaling pathway. Gene Ontology annotation, cellular component: postsynaptic density; plasma membrane; glutamatergic synapse. The record is from RefSeq and is a predicted model, not a curated record. Gene Ontology annotation, molecular function: G protein-coupled receptor activity.